CCUCCGUCACUUCCGGAUCAGACCAUCUCUGCACGUUUUCUGUAUAUUUAUCUCGUGUCUGCGAUGAGCCACAUUUUUAUCACCGGGUUAUUCUAAGUCUUUGUUUAUUUAAUGGUUCAUUUCAUGUCGCUGCUCUAGACUCAGUGAACAAAGUGAGCAGCAGCCUCCAGUCAUGGAGGAGGAGACACCGGAGGAGCAGCUAGUGAAACAGCAGCGAAAGGAAAAGAAAGAUCUCCAAGCUAAAAUCCAGAGCAUGAAAAAUGCAGUCCCCAAAAAUGACAAGAAAAGGAGGAAACAGUUGACAGAGGAAAUUGUCAAGCUUGAAGCAGACCUCAGUCAGAAACAUGAGGAGGAAAUCGGGCAGCUCAAAUCUACACCUGACACAAAGGUGGAAGAGUUGGUGAAUGGAGUUGAGGCUGUGGAGAUAGAGGAUAGAGAACAAGAGGAGGUCAAACAAACACGAGUAUCAAAGGCCCAGAAGAGAAGGGAAAAGAAGGCUACACAGGACAAGGAGAGGGAGAGCAGGAUAGCAGAGGCCGAGGUGGAGAACCUGCAGGGUGUGAGGCACCAGGAGGGCAUGAAGCUGGCUCAGAAACUCGCCCAGCAGCAACUCCAGAUCAAGGAGAUCUCCUCCGACGGCCACUGCAUGUACCGAGCUAUUGAAGAUCAGCUGGCACAGCGAUCAAAGGCUGGUUUAACCAUGAGUGUGAAGAAGCUGCGGUCUCAUACUGCAGAGUUCAUGAGAGGCCAUGUUGAUGACUUCCUGCCUUUCCUCACCAACCCCAACACUGGUGACAUGUUCACAACAGAGGAGUUUGAGAAAUACUGCAGUGAAGUGGAGCUCACAGCAGCUUGGGGUGGACAACUGGAGCUCCGAGCUUUGACCCAAGUUCUCCAGCUGCCGAUAGAAGUGAUCCAGGCUGAUACCCCAGCUAUAAAAAUUGGGGAGGAAUACAAAAGCGAGCAGAUCACCCUUGUCUACAUGCGUCACGCCUAUGGAUUGGGAGAGCACUACAAUUCUGUGGAGCGGCUAAAGGAACCAGCCAAUGCCGAGGACAGCUGAGAGACGACUCCGUCUCAGUGUGACAUAAACCAGUGUGUGUGAUGUGUUAAACCAGUCACACCGAGGGCCCAUAAAUGCAAAUGUGUUGCAAAGGGUGAUUUGUGCUUAGCAAAAAAAGAGCAUAAAUUAAAUGAAUGUGCUCAUGAUUUUACAGUGGACACCCUUAGUCUAGAGCUUACCCCAUGGUGCCCCUGCAGCCCCCUUUUGGGAUGUAGUGUUGAAGAACAUACUAUUAAGCAAAAUCCACUAGGACAGAGGAAGAGCUGUUAAUUAUCCAUGUCCUAUGAGGAUUCUAAAGGUUUGCAGUGUUCUAGGAAGGAACUGAGUUGUUUGACCUGUUAACUCAUAUCAAUGUUAUUUAAAUAUAUACCAUACUGAUGAGAUUGAGUUGUGCCAAUGCUCGAUGCUUUGGUAAUUCUGAUCAGGAAUUAUUGAUUGUAUUUGAAGUGAUGUUUUUAGUGUUGAAAGUACGGCACAUAGACAUGCCCAUACAUUUUAGAAGAAAUGCGAGGCAAGCAGUAUCUGUGGAAAAGGAGGAAAAAGUACCAGUGUGCACCAGUGAGUACCAGUGAGUCUUCAUUCUUUACAAACGCGUGACAAUGUGACGUCAACCUCCGAUGUUUUUCCUCUGUUUUAUUAUUAGGAUAGCGUUCCAAAAUGUAAAUGAAGACUCGAUUCUAAUUCUAUAGAAUUUUUCAAGCUUAAGCACAAAGUGUUUUCCAAGUGGAAAGAUAAUUAAAUCAGAAACCCACGAAUCUAUAAAGAUUUGAAACACAAUAUCUUAUUUACAAAAAGCAGAUAAAUGGAUGUGCAAGUAUAGUGUUUAGUGAAUAGAAUAAAUAAAACCAGAGUGUGUUCAACGAGACAAUUCAAGGAUAAAAUGUGGUUACAAGAAAAACAUGCUCCAUUAAGAAAUCUAUGUAACGGAAUUAAACUGGUACAAUGCAAUUAUAAACCAAUGUCAUGUGA
Molecule: messenger RNA, 2032 nt
Organism: Platichthys flesus (European flounder)
Lineage: Eukaryota; Metazoa; Chordata; Actinopteri; Pleuronectiformes; Pleuronectidae
Gene: otud6b
Product: OTU deubiquitinase 6B
Exons: 8
Coding region: 173-1063 (296 amino acids)
Biological process (GO): protein deubiquitination
Molecular function (GO): cysteine-type deubiquitinase activity
Source: RefSeq, a predicted model, not a curated record